Molecule: messenger RNA, 1035 nt
Organism: Exserohilum turcica Et28A
Lineage: Eukaryota; Fungi; Ascomycota; Dothideomycetes; Pleosporales; Pleosporaceae
Exons: 3
Coding region: 1-1035 (344 amino acids)
Molecular function (GO): O-methyltransferase activity
Source: RefSeq, a predicted model, not a curated record
AUGGCUGAGGAAUUCUCUUUAGCGGAGACGCCAAUUGGCAAAUACUUUGCCUCCAUGGCUGAGAUGGGUGUAAUGCGUGUCUUCGUGGAGCAUGGCAUUUUCAACGCCAUCCCAGACGAAGGAAUCUCCCUUGAGGACCUCACAGCGAAACUCAGCGUAGAGUACAAACUCAUCGAGCGCUUUGCAGCCUUCCUCCUCGCCGUCGGCGUGCUAACGUCCCCGGCACCCGGUCACGUGGCACAUACACCUGCAUCAAAGGCCUUCACGGACCCCCGCGUUGCGCAAUUUUACACUUACCUCUUCGACUUCUUCAUGGGACCGACAACACGGUGGACGGAUUACUUUGCGGCUAAUGGACUUGCCGAGCCGCCUAGGUCGAAUCGCUCGCCGGGCGGAUUUGCCCUAGGCAUGCCUGAUAAGACGGCAUACGAGAUCAUGGCGGCAAUCCCCGGACUGGCGACCAGGAUGAAUGGCGCCAUGGCUAUCGAUGGCGACAUCCCUGUCACAGGGGUCUAUGAUUUUAGCUGGGUGGCUGCAUAUGCCGCCAGGGAUGCUAGUGAGGGGAGGGCACUUAUUGUCGAUGUUGCUGGGGGAAAGGGUCAGGCGUUGAAGGAUAUUUUAGAGGAGACCCCCACGAUCCCUGCAGCCAGGUGUGUUUUGCAGGAUCAACCGCACGUCAUUGCCGAGGCGAAGGUUGAGCACAGCAUUUUCGGAGAGCAACCCACCAAAGGAGCUCUUGUGUAUUACAUACGCCGAGUCCUGAACGACUGGUCUGACCACAAAGCCCUUCAGAUUUUGAAGAAUGUGCGCGCAGCCUGCACAGAGGACUCGCGCGUGUUGAUUGCAGAGUACCUGCGCCCUGAGAAGCCGAGUGUCUACACUAGCAGCGUUGACAUGUUCAUCUUGAACAUUGGCGGAAAGGUGCGCAGCGAGAAGGCAUUUGCUGAGCUUGCGGCGAAGGCAGGGCUUAAGAUUGCGUCAGUAGCGAAGCAUGAAAAGACAGAGUCGGCUGUGGUUGAGAUGGUGCCGAUUUAG